Haliotis rufescens (red abalone) is the source of this 867-nucleotide messenger RNA. RefSeq lists its product as uncharacterized. The record is from RefSeq and is a predicted model, not a curated record. Gene Ontology annotation, cellular component: membrane. Gene Ontology annotation, biological process: immune response. Bases 241 to 867 code for a protein of 208 amino acids. The transcript is spliced from 3 exons. Gene Ontology annotation, molecular function: tumor necrosis factor receptor binding. Lineage: Eukaryota; Metazoa; Mollusca; Gastropoda; Lepetellida; Haliotidae.
CCUAUAAACGUACAUAUCAUACAAGAAUGUCUGGGUCUGAAUCUAGCUGCAUCCACAACACCACAACAACGUCGGAGCCGCCACCUUCACGACGACAUCGUUCAAGAGCGUUGCUCUAUAUCAUCUUUGCCGUCUCACUGAUCUUCAAUGUUGUUUUAUCUGUCACCUUCGGCAUCCACACGCUGAAGCCAAGAUUGUCUCACCAAAGGAACACGGACGCAUCUUCUGUUCAGCCUGACCAUGUGGGGUCAAAUGCUGAUGUGUGUUUUACUUGUGGUCAGCUGGGUCCACUGGUCGAAUCUCAGGACACUCCCUAUGACGUCAUUCGAACCUCUGCGCAUCAUUUAUGCUGUCAAAGAAAGACGUCACAGAAAUGUUCAAGAAGGGUCGGACCAAUUGGACCCUCAUGCCAUAAAGACGGGCAACCGUGACGUCAUUCACUCAGGAUCCACAGGGGCACAUCUAGUCAUGGUUCCAAUCAAAGGGUCGCCGCCAGCAUGGACAGCCCACGAUGACUACCACGUGACCUUCUGUGCCAAUGUCGCAUGCGAUAACGGAACGAUCUGGGUACGAGACGCUGGGAUCUACCUCGUGUACUCGCACAUCACACUUAACGUGACACGUGGCUCCACAUACACCAUCUUCACACACAGAAUGCACCUUACCAGACGGAACAUGCCUCCUAAACAGCUUCUGAUGAGUAAGACCUCAUUCACACGAACAGCAUCUCCAAAGCGAAACUCUUUUCUCUCCGCCGUUUUGAAACUCGAAGAACGCGAUGCCAUCGGCGUCUAUAUACCUGAUCAAAACACUGAUCUGGUCGAGAAGGGUGGGUUUUCAAACUUCAUGGGUAUAUUCAAAUUGUGA